Racocetra persica is the source of this 168-nucleotide messenger RNA. The record is from the annotation of a GenBank genome assembly. Lineage: Eukaryota; Fungi; Glomeromycota; Glomeromycetes; Diversisporales; Gigasporaceae.
AUGUUUGAAUCAACAAGAUUGUUCUUGGAGACUGAAUCUCAAAAUUCAUCUUGGAGAAAAAUUCAUCCAACUUUCACAAUCAAAAUGUUUUGGACGUUUGGAGAAUUAGGAAAAGGUUCUCACAAAAACAAACUUUAUAAUCGAAUUCGAAAAGUAUCAAUUGAUAAU